Schistocerca americana (American grasshopper) is the source of this 4547-nucleotide messenger RNA. Its product is annotated as sclerostin domain-containing protein 1-like. The transcript is spliced from 3 exons. NCBI's taxonomy places the organism in Eukaryota, Metazoa, Arthropoda, Insecta, Orthoptera, Acrididae. Gene Ontology annotation, biological process: negative regulation of Wnt signaling pathway; negative regulation of BMP signaling pathway. The coding region runs from base 124 to 564 and encodes 146 amino acids. Gene Ontology annotation, molecular function: BMP binding. The record is from RefSeq and is a predicted model, not a curated record.
GAGUCCGCUGGGGCAGCGCUCAGCGCUCAGUCGCCGCCCAACCUCCGAGGCGUCAACACCACACAGCGGCAGCAGCAGCGGCGCCGCCGGAGCAACAUACCAGAUUCAGCAGAAAGGGGCAGCAUGCUUCAUCUGGCGACCCUCCUGGUCGCUGCGACCGCUCUGUCGCUGACGACGCAGCCGACGACGGCACUCGGCAACGAGACGGCGUCCUUGUCUGCAGCGGCGGGGAGAGGUGCUGUCGAGGAGGCAUGCCCGUCAUUGCGGUCCAAGCGGUUCAUCUCUGACGGGCUGUGUUCAUCGCCGUAUCCUGUACAUGAAGUGGUGUGUGCAGACCGUGCACCCUCCCACGGCCGCCGCCGCAAACAGCAGCAACAGCAGUCGCAGGCAGUCCCGGCCCAAAGAGAGAGGCAGCAAUGUGUCGAAGGUGCGACCCGCAGGAGACGCGUCGAGCUGCUCUGCCAGGACGGCUCGCGUCGCUUCUACCACGUGCGCCUCGUCAAGAGCUGCCGGCCACGCAGCCAGCGCCGCCACCGGCGACCGCCCGAAGCUGCCGGCCUAUAGCACGAGAUGGCCACCGUGCCUUCACGAGAUGGCCACACACCAUGAAAUGCAGACUUCUGCUCUGUGGGGUGGAGAGUUUCGCCCACUGAGACAAUAACUCAUAGUAACAGCCACUUCAGAACAAUAGCCCAACAAUACUGACACCAUGCCGGCACUGGUGCGCUGUGCAGUUCUGCAAGGUGAACCUCGCGAGCCCGAGACAUGCGGCAGAUGUACUGUUCCCCAAAUGACAGAGCUCCUAGGUGUUUCAUUCUGUUCGUUACAUUACUUUGGGACAAUGACAUAUUGUCUAGUAGAUUAAAUGAUUCAUGUUAUUUUUUGUAUAUAUCUUUACAACACAAACACAUGAGCAUUUCACUAUGCUACUGGUCAUCUUAAGACUAAAGGCAGUGACUGGCUGACACUGUGAAAGUUGAACAUAAAAAAAUUCAGAAAACUGUAUAUUACUGCCACUUUUUUCCUGUCAUGAAAUAAUGAAAUUAAUGAAAUGUUACAAUGUGCAGUAGUUUCCAAGUACCUGGGUUUGCAACUGCGUUAACAGCUGUGUGGUCAGGAUCUGAAGUGGGAUGGAGAUACAGGUGUUGCAACUCGUGUUCAUUUCACAGUGAUUUAUAAGAUAAUUCUGACAGUUUAUGACAAAUAGCUCUUGGUGCACUUGCUAUUCUACUUUGUAUGACGAGAUUAGCACACUUACAUUUUGCAACAUGGUCUGCAAAGCAUGGAGGCUGCUAGUGAUACUGAAGCUGUGUGACUGAGAACAAUAGUCGUCUAAAGGGCUGUGGCAACACAGAGAUGUAUACAAAAUUCACAGCAUCCACCCUAUCAAAAUCCCAGUAUGCUGCAAAAGGCAGCACAACAUACAUUACCAUUAGCCCCACAGCACGUUCGCACAAAUUGUGUCACUGAAAACUGUCACUGCUGAUUAUCAUUCUCUCUCUAUCUUGCAAUCUUCUGUACCAGAAUUUCAUUGCUAUUAUUACAAUUAUAUUGAGACUAUGGCUAAUGAUUGCAAAAUACUGCAUGAAAGGAUUGGUAAUAUUCUCUCUACAGUUUCACUGCCUGGCAACAUUCAACAUUGUAUUUAGAAGCAAAAGCGGGCUACAGACCACCACUGGCACCUCUUGGUUCUUUUCAAUUCUUCUGCCAUACUGGUACAGUGGCAUAAUUUAUUCUGUAUCCCCUAUUAAGAUGUGACUAUAUUACAAACAAUGUGAAAAAGAAAGAAAAAAGAAAAGAUGAUCUGCAACUAAUUCAAUAAGUUGAAACAGGCUUGAUGCUCAUCGAUCUCCUAGGCAGCCAACAAUACACGUCACAAAUCCACAAUAAACUGAGCAUGUGAGUUAGGAAUUUUCUUUAUUUACUCUAUAGAAAUGAUACAAUAUCAAAAUAAACUCACUUGCUGUUCUUUACAGCUCAUACAAUUAGCUCCUGAGACUUUCCCCAGUAAUUAUUCCUCAGAUGCACUGUAAAAAUGGUUUUGUUAAAGCAACAGCUCAACAAUAGUAGAUCAAACUGAAUAUUUCUGUAAGGUGCACCUCCCAGUAUGAAGCACAGAAAAUGUUCCAGCUACCAGUUCUCAGCAUUCCUUGGGUCUUUUUGCCACUAAAUAACAUGUAGUUCAAAUGACUGAAAUGCAUGACCAGAGCCUCCAAGUUAAUGUUUACAUCACAGCCAGUAAUGUCGAACUAUUAGAGCUAAUGCAUGCAACAGGAGGUGGUCUCAAAUAACAAGAAUGAACUAGUACAUAGUGAUGUGUAUUCCAUUGUGUUAACAAUACAUUAUUCUUUUCACCAUUUUACACAUUUGUAUGCCACAUACACAAAGAAUAAUCUUACCAGAUCCUUCAUCCUGUUCAGUCCCCUUUUCCAGCCAGUGAAGCUCAGGACCAAUAUGGCACUUUGCCUAUUUCACAGAAAACCGAUAACACCCAUAUAUAUAUACUAUUAUUAUGAUGGUAUCAACACUCUCAAAGGGAUUUUAAAGCUACCAGCAGCUCCGUUCCAGCAGAGCGAUCCAUGUACCCUCUUUGACUGCAUCUAGUGUUCAUUGCACAGUCAUAUACAUCAUCAUUUUUCAAAGCGUUUGUGCAUUGUGUAUCUGUGGCAGAACAUGGGCACCAGCCUGAUUUUUACCUAGACGGAUUUGGAAAAUCACCUAAAAAUCACAUCCAGGCUGACAGUGUUAUUAAUUCAUGAGGUGGAUUUGAUCAGAGGCCAACACACCAACCAGUGUCAAAGAAGUGGGUUCUUGAAGCACUUCGCUAUUGUGGUGAGUAAUAAUAGUACCAGAUAUGGGCACCUAUUCUUUUUUUAUGUCAUCAGUCUACUGACUGGUUGGAUUUGGCCUAGGCCAAUCUCUUCUUCUUAUUUGUUAGAUACAUUCCAUUGACUACCCCUAUGGCCAAAUGGUUAGCGCUGCCCAUAUGGCCAAAUGGUUAGCGUCACCACUCUGUGUUGAAACAACCAAAUUCAACUUCUGGUUCUUCCUCAGAUUUUUUCUAAGGUAACGAGAUGUGGUCCAGUCAGCCCUUCUGCUUAAAUAAAUAACCAGCAGUAUCGUCAGAAUCCAGUCAGAUACCAUAAUACACUGUGGGUGGCCGCCUCAUAUCAGUUAUUAACAUAGCCUAGUGACCCACUGUGUGUGGGUAGUUGUCAGACAACAGCAGUUUUAGCAAACAGCAGAUUACAAUACAUGUUAAGUAAAUAUGCUAGCUAAAUACACAUCACGGACAUAGUAUUAUUCCACAUGUGUGGCCUGCAGACAACACUGGCACACUGCAACUGAUCUCCUUAGUCACAGGUUUCAGCUCCUCAAGACUGUUCAGCUUAGCAGCCCAUAACUGCCGUGCAUGCGGGUGACCUCACACAAACACACCUCACAUCGACUUAUGGCCAAACUUCUGCCAGUAGCCGACGUGCAUUGUCAACACUUGUGGCUCAGCUUACAGUCCUCUCUCAGCUCUCUGUGCCAGAAGGUAAACACUUCCUCCACCAGAGUGUCUCAGCACAUUGCCGGUGGCAAACUGCAGGAAAUAUUGCUGACCUAGGACACUUAGGCAAAAUAGUGCCACACUUGGCAUGAAGUAUGUAACAUGUUCUACAAAAUUACAGGGAAAGAACAGUUAAGUUUUUAAAACCCAUAAAUCCAUGUUUACAUGUGGUACUGGCAUGGUUGUAAAUACAAUGUAGUAUGUCGUUUACCAGGGACUGCCUAGGAGCCAGGAAAGGUUAAGAAAAUGAUGGGGGUUGAUGGAUAGCUGCAUGAACUGACCACAAACCUCACAACCUAAACGAUAGAGGCUUUAUAACUUGUCAUAAAUUAUAAUUGAUAAUGUUGUGUUUACAUUAAGAGUAACAUAAGAGGUAAAAAAUGUAAUAAUCAUUAUCAUUUGUAAAUGUAAAUGCUUUUGUUCUAUUUUAUGUUAAGAGACUGCAGACAUCAGUUCUUUGUGCUUUAAAUGUAAUAUUGUUUCAUUCAAGUUGUAAGAAAACUGCUAAAAUGCAUAUUUGACUGCUAUUUUUUUUUUAGGUUUAUCUAAAAAAUCAAAUUAACAUAUUUUAUGUAAUAAAAGAUGGGUCAACAGUUUAAGUUAUUGGAAUAUGAUGGCUUGUUUCUUAAUUAUUUAUUUUUUUAGCUUAAUAUUAUGUCUAACUUCUUAGAUUAGCAGUGAUUAUACCAUCAACACACUUUAAUAAUAAUUUAUUAAUUUUCAUGGCAAAACCUUACAGUAAUUGCAUUACGAGAUCCUUCUUGUCAUCUUUCAUAUUCAGCUCCUGGUGAUUCCAAAUGGAUAUGAUGACAAACUGAUCAUAUGAAACAGGAAUUAAAACUUUAUCUAAGUGUUUACAGAAAUCUACUCCAGAACUGUGAAGUAAUUCAUUUUGCACAAUUUUUAGUGAGGAGGUUUGCUUUAGUAUAAAACAUACUAUUUUAUGUAAGUUCCACAACUUUAUAAGAAAUAAAAACUAACUCUUCUUACUCAA